Molecule: messenger RNA, 2686 nt
Organism: Mytilus trossulus (common blue mussel)
Lineage: Eukaryota; Metazoa; Mollusca; Bivalvia; Mytilida; Mytilidae
Exons: 4
Coding region: 127-1815 (562 amino acids)
Source: RefSeq, a predicted model, not a curated record
UUGAACGUAUUGCCACGUUCUUUUUAGUUACGUCAAAAUACAUAAAGUAAAGGACAAAAUAGUUAAGUUCAAUAAACAAAGAUGACUUUAUCAUGAAGUGAUUGGUUGACUGGUUUAUAUUAAAAAAUGCAAAGACGAAGGGGUCGUGAUGCUAUGGACAAUCUUGAACUUGGUAAUCAAAUAAAUUUUUCAGGAUCGAUUCCAAUGAGGAAAUUAACCAGAAUGAAAAUUGUAAAAUACUUAAUUUUGAUUUUAGUAGCAGUACUUAUUCACACAACUUACAGACUCUUUUGGAAGAGUAAUGAUAAUGUUAUAGAUGAUGUACCACAAAGCAUACCAACAAUAAAAGAUAAUCAAGAUAAAAAAGUAGAUGAAGAAAUUGAUUCUUUCAAAGCUAGAUCGGGAAACAAUGACGAUUUAUAUAAGGAUUCGUUGAUGGAGGAAAAACAAAAACUAUCUCGAUUGAAAGAAAAAAGGAAAAGAUAUGAAAGUUUUAAAAAAUCAAUAGACAAAGCUAAAAAUGAAAUUCAUAUUGAACAAGCCGUUGAUACCAACGACAUUAUGGAUUUGGACCAAUCAGACCAGUCCAAAUAUGAGAUUAAACAAGAAAACAAAGAUCGUAUAAAACAAGAAACUGAAUACGAUAUUAAACAAGAAAAGAAAGACGACAUGAGACAAGUUAAUAAAGACGAUAUAAGACGAGAAAAUAAAGACGAUAUUAUACACUUAGAACAAUUAGAAAUUGUUGAAGAUAAACAACAAGAGGCCAAAGCAUUAGAACGGGAACACAAUAUCGAAAGCAAAAUAGCAGAAAUUUUAGAUGAAGUAAAAAUAGUGUCAGAGGAAAAGACAGAGGACGAAAUGAAGGUAGAUCUCGUCGCACUGAAGAGGGAAGAGGAAGAGUUGAAAAAAGCAGAGAAAUUCAUAGACGACAAACCAGUCGUAAUACCAUCAGCAAACCCAGUUUUCUUAGAGAAGGCAAAUAAAGUCGUCGAAAAAAUGGAAGUGGAAAUUAAAGGUUCUAUAGAUACACACGAGGAGCAUGGCAUCCCAGAAAUAGUCACUGCAGCAAAUAGCAAAGAUUUCGAAGCAGUAAAACAGUUGGUCGUAUCUCUCCAGAAGUUCUAUCCAGAUAAGAAAAUUUAUAUUUUUGACCUUGACCUUACAGAUAGACAGAGAAGACAUUUGAUGGCAGCAUGCAAUGUGAGAAUACGAGAGUUUUGGUCAAAUUUGUUCCCUGACUUCGUUUCCGUUUGGAAUCAUUAUCACUGGAAGCCACUUAUUAUUCAGACUGCUUUGGCGGAGUUUGGUCAUAUAAUGUGGAUAAAUCCUGGUUUCGUCGCAAUUUCUCCUGCUAUAAUGGAUGUUUUUAGAACAUCGGCCGAUCUUCAAGUGAGAGUUCUUGGCCAAAAUGCGCCACACACAACACACGCCGUAACUCAUCGUCAGAUGUACAAAUACUUACCAACAGAUAGAAAGAAAUUGUAUCACACGCCACAUAUGGAAAUAUUUGCCUUAAUUCUGCAUAAUUCUGACAAUGUCAUUAAUAAAUUUAUGAAAUUACUGGUUGCCUGUGCGAUGGAACCAAAGUGUUUAGCUCCACAAUCAGCCAAAUGGAAAUGUGAUUUCGAUUUUUCAGGAAAAGAGUAUGCAGAUUGUCAUAGAUAUGAUGAAUCUGCUAUGAAUAUUCUCCUUAAAAACUGGUUUGAAUUUGACAACUCGAAAAUAUUAAAAUCUGGGACCAUCUUUAGACCAUUUGACCGGGAUGAUAGAAUGCAUUUGAAAAUGUGUAGGGACGAACAUGAUAUGAAAUAGAUUUAGGAUCAAAACAUUUAGCCGAGCAGUUCUACUUAAAUCACUCUUCAGUUGCUGUUUAUACAUUAUAGACAAUCGUUAUGUUUGAGUAAUGUUAGUAUAGGAAUAACAUGAUAUUUCUGUAAUAUAAACUGUCUGAACAACUGUUUACAUGUACAUAUAUGUAUGCAGACCAAUAUUUACUUUGAACGUUUAAAGUACUAUACUACUAUUCGAAGAUAUAGUUGACAUAGUGGUAAAACAUUUUGAUAUUUUCUCCGUGAGAAAAAAAAACACUGUAGAAGAAUUCAACAACCGUUCAGUGGGUUCAGCUAUACACAGUGUGCAAAAUCUUUCAUUUCUUAGCAAAGAGUGACAAAUCCGUCUGUAAAAUGACAGACCUAUUUUCUGCAUUUUAAAAGAGAAAAAAAACAAUCUCAAAGGUCCCUAGUAGUGUGUAUACUAUUGCAGCAAUAGAGUUUUUUUUCAAAUAUCUUGUCCUCUACCACUUGCAAGGGACAAAAGCUACACCUUAUCAAAACUUUGUGUUUGCGAUCACGAGAAUAUCGAUUAUUCCAACAUGGAAUUGGAACUAUACUGGUUGUUUUCAGGAUGCAAAUGAUAUACAUAUCGUUUUUAUACAGGACUAUGUGUUUACUUGAUUUUUGUAUGCCUCAUAUCAACAUAUUAUUUUGUAAUUGUCCGCUACUUGUUCAGUUCUUGCUGUAAUAUACAACGUUGACGCUUCUGUACUACAACUACAUAGUCUAUAACAUUCACAAUAGCAAAUAACAAGUCAAUGGCGGAUUCAACGGCAAUAGGGUGUUAAUCAACAGCAAUUUGACAAAUUGAAGAUUUUGUAUCUGAUUAAAAGUCCAAGUAAAAAAUACAA